AUGAAAUUCUUAGAGCGUGAUAAUGCUUGCAUACACAAGCGUCGUGACGUUCAAUCGUUAGUUGCUCUGAGGCGAUUGGAACUAGCAUUUCUUCCUCCAUACUCAUCAGCUUUGGAUGCUAUUGGAGAAUUUUGAUCAGUAUACAAGUCUAAAGUUUAGACAGCUAAUCCUAGUAGAAAAGAACAGUUAACGCCUGAGGUGAUGGAAGCUGCAAGAGAAAUAUCUAUCCACAGUUAUAUAGGAUUCGGUAGAAAUUCUGGUGAACAUUUCAAGUUGUUUCUGGAGAAGCGGCUAUUCUUAGGCAAAAUCGAAGAGAAAGAUGAGAGGUGGAGCUGUUCUCUCUCAGAGACUCAUAGUCUCAUUUUUUUUAUUUGUCAACAGUCAUCCUUUGAAGACACAAGAAAGAUACGAUUUAGAUGGGCAUUGAGUGCAAGCCAUUCUCGAAUUCAAAGGCUGACGUGAUUUGAAGAAUCAUUUCCAGUUGAAAUGAUUCAUCAAUUUUCCCCACUAUUAAAGUUUUUGGUCUCCAAUAUGAACACUUAUUUCCGGUGGUACAAUCCAUUCCGGUACAAUUUUUGGAAACAAACCGCAAAAGACUGCAUGCAUACUAGUGGCGGUUUGCAUGCAGCCGCUAUUUCUGUACUGCAUGGAAUCGUGGCUAACCCUAUUUUAACUUCUGGAAACUUCUACCAGGGCUCAUCGGAGCUUAUUGAGGAUGGAGUGCUACUAUUUAUCCUUUGUAAUUUCAAAAUAUUGCGGUGGUUGAAGGCAACAUAACACCUUGACCAUCAAGCACUGGGGGUUAACACACCGAUUUACCAAAAGAUGGUGAAUUCCCAUUUCUUGCAUGGUGGGCUAUAUAAUAAAAAGGUAUUACUAAUGAGACUUAGUAAUCAUUGCAGCAAGUCCCAGCUAUAAAAUGAUCAUGUAUAUCCUCAGAUCUGAAUACCUUGUCCAAGAACAUAGACAAGCUUCUCUUAAUAACUCUCUCUACCUACUAAUUCUCAAAAGAACAUGUCUAGCAACCAAG
This is a messenger RNA of Suhomyces tanzawaensis NRRL Y-17324, 1030 nucleotides long. RefSeq lists its product as uncharacterized. Lineage: Eukaryota; Fungi; Ascomycota; Pichiomycetes; Serinales; Debaryomycetaceae. The record is from RefSeq and is a predicted model, not a curated record. The coding region runs from base 487 to 777 and encodes 96 amino acids. The transcript has a single exon.